Molecule: messenger RNA, 2427 nt
Organism: Closterium sp. NIES-65
Lineage: Eukaryota; Viridiplantae; Streptophyta; Zygnematophyceae; Desmidiales; Closteriaceae
Source: the annotation of a GenBank genome assembly
AUGGGCAGGAUAGUCACUGCCCUUCCUCCCCUUUUCCCCUCCUCCCCGCAUCCUUCUCAUCAGAGCACUUCUCCCCUCCUUUCUCCGCAUCCCUUUUUCUCCGUACCUGCUUCUCCUAUAGGGACUUUCGGCCCACAGGUUCGCGCCCCUGCAGCACUGUCACUCGCAUCCCUCUCAUUAGCCACUGCCCCUUUUCGUUUUCUCACAUCCCCUCCCUCCACCCUGCCCCUUUGCGAGUGUUUGUGCUGCAGGGAGCGUUCACGAGGGGGCGGGGAAGGGGGACUGCUGAUGGGGCUGGCGGAGGCUAUAGAGAAUGCGUUUGGCGUUGAAGAUGGCGCGGCGGGAUAUGGAGUGGGGGGAGGGGAUGAAGGAGUAGUUGCUGCUGGGGCGGGCGGGGAGGUCAUAGGAGAUGCGAUGGGUGUUACGAUGGGUGAAGGGAAUUGCUGUCGGAGCAGGGCUGCUUAUGGGUCAGUCGCAGGUGGGCAUAGUGCCAAGCAAGAAACAUCUAUCUUCCUCCAUCUCGGCCUCGCCCGUCUCACGGUCACCGGCCUCUCUGACUCUUCUCUCAUGCUGCUCUCCAACCUCGCCUGCCUCGCCACCACUGUCACCCUCGUUGGUGCCAAUCUUGACCUCUGUGGCAUUGACGAGUUGCCCCACCACGCCCUCAUCCUGGCUCUCACAUUGGGCCAUCAGCCAUGCACCAUCACCGAUGCACCAUCACCCAUGCCCCAUCACCCAUGCGCCAUCACCCAUGCGCCAUCACCCAUGCGCCAUCACCCAUGCGCCAUCAACCACGCGCCAUCACCCAUGCGCCAUCACCCGUGUGCCAUGCCAUCACCCAUGCGCCAUCACCCGUGUGCCAUCACCCAUGCUCCAUCACCCGUGCGCCAUCACCCAUGCGCCAUCACCCAUGCGCCAUCACCCGUGUGCCAUCACCCAUGCUCCAUCACCCGUGUGCCAUCACCCAUGCGCCAUCACCCAUGCGCCAUCACCCAUGCGCCAUCACCCGUGUGCCAUCACCCAUGCGCCAUCACCCGUGUGCCAUCACCCAUGCUCCAUCGCCCGUGCGCCAUCACCCAUGCGCCAUCACCCGUGCGCCAUCACCCAUGCGCCAUCACCCGUGUGCCAUCACCUAUGCUCCAUCACCCAUGCGCCAUCACUCAUGCACCAUCAACAUGCGCCAUCACCCAUUCGCCAUCUCCCAUGCACCAGUUCGACUUGUCAGUCCAAACGACACUUCCUGUUUCCAGUGCGGAUGACUGCAGCAUUGGGCCAUCAGCCAUUGCUCUGUGGCUGCAGGUGCAAGGAAACCUCUCCGUCCUUCCAGAUAGACGUCUCGUCACGGCGUCGUGGUACGCGCCGUCCGAGGCGAAUACCUCGUCUACGGGGCCCAUGCCAGUCAACGUUGACCUCGUCGCCUCGUCGGACGCCUCGGAUUCGUCCGUCGCUUCGACGUGUUCCGGAUCUGGCGAAUCUGCCGCAGCCAUCGCGAAAUCCUUGAAACCGGCGCCACCUGCAGUCCAUGCGCCUCCCGCUCACCGCGCCGCUGUUCCACCCGUUGCUCCGCGCGCCUGCCGUCGGCCGCUCGUGCUGAGCGCAUACGACGGUGUGCUGGACCCCGAGCUGUUCGAGAAAACCGGCGAGUUGGGGUGUGGCGGGUUUGGCACGGUGGUGGUGAUGCGGCGAGUGGAGAACGGUGAGGUUGUGGCGGUGAAGCGCGUGGAGCGAAAGCAGCUGGUGGCGGUGUCAAACGAGGCAAUGCUUUCGGCGUCGCUGAGCGAGUGCCCGAGCGUGCUGGGCGUGCGCGAGGUGCAUCUGGGCGAGCAGCACGCGUACAUGCUCUCCGAUGUGUGCUCUGGCAGCGACCUCCGCGCCCUCAUGCAGCGACGCAAGGCUGCUGCAAGCAACGGCGCGGGAGGCGCGGGGAGAGGCAAAGGGAAGCGGUGGUGGGGGAAGGCGGGCGGUGAGGGCGGGCGGGGAGGGGGAAUGACGGAGGUGGAGGCGCUGGAGGUGGUGAAGCACGUGGGCGACGCCGUGGCGUUCUGCCACGAGCGAGGCGUCGUGCACUGCGACGUCAAGCCCGACAACAUCCUCUUCUCCACUCCCACGCCCCUCUCCAAGCCCCUCUCCGCGCCAAUGCCAUUCUCCGCCGCCGCUGCUCCCGCUGCUCCUGCUGCACCUGCGCGCGCCUCUCCGGCUGCCCUCAGCCUGUCCGUGCCCGUCUCCUCAGCGCGCACCUCCGUCACAAAGAAUACGGGGCCCCUCAAGGGCCCGAGGUGCAACCAUGCCAGGCCAUCCACCCAGGGGGCAUCCCAAAUGUAUGCCCGAUGUUUGCCAAACCAUGGCCGCAACCGUAUUCACCCAUCUACAACAAACACGCACGUGCGAAAAACGAGCAGACGCAUUUGCAGCACCACGCUCAAAUGA